AUGAGUAGACUGCAAGCGAAUCGUACUGUUGACCUGAAAAUGGUUCUUGCAAUUGAUCGGAAUGGGUCUGAGAGUCCCAUUGAAACGGAGUCACUUUCCAAUCUCCUUUCUAAAAUGGUUAUUCAACCAUCUUCUAUUCCUGAGAGUAGCAAUAAGCAAGGUACUGAUACAAUAGAACCAUCUAAAACCACUAAUACUAUAUGGAGAUUGUUUCUGGAACAAAGGAUUUCAAGUAUGAUUCAUUCUUCUGAGAUUUCACUUUCAUUGAUUAAAACGAAGGAAUUCCAUCGUGAAGUUGCGUAUUUGAAAUCCAUUCUGAAAGAUCCACCCACGGAAUUAUUUUGUUAUUCAACAACAAAAGAUGGCGAUACAUUUCUUGGAUCUCUAUCUUCUAGAAAGCUUUACUUUAAUUCUGAAAUAUUUGAUGAAAAUCAUCAAGUAAUAUCAAACAUAGAUUUAAGUAAAGGGUAUCAGACUUUUAGGAAAAUAUAUUCUCCUUUUUCUAAAUAUAAGGCAUUUCAAAUCUAUGAAGCUCAAUCAAAUAAAAAGACUAAGUUUGAUAUGCAUUUUUCAAGAGGUUCAUUAUCAAGCUUACUACUUUUACCAUUUAACUACCAACCAAACAACCUUUAUUUCUCUGUUUUGGAUGGUCAGGUCUUUGUUCAUGAUGACAAUAAGAUUCGGUCUAAGUUAAAUCAAACGAGUAUGACGGGAGUUAACUUUGAACACCUUUUAACAACAGAAUGGGAUCAAGUAUCUAAUGAUGAUGAUGAUGAUGAAAAAGAGAAAAGUAUUGAAGACUGUUCAAGGUUUUGCACUAUGGUCCAACAUGAUCUUCAUUAUCAAGGCGUUGAUUUGAGAGUUCUUGUGUCGUGUGAAGUGGAUGCAUGUUGGGAAAACCCUUCAAGUAUCCCCAGGGAACCUGAUUUUACUAGUAUGGAAGCAUUAAAGAACUACGUUGAGAUCAAGUGUCAUAAAGAAACUAAGACACGAGUGGAUUCAAUUGCAGUUCGAAAUCAACUUGCUGGAUGUGAAGAUAUGAUUAUUGGUUAUAGGAAUGAGAAGUUUGAGCUAUGUUCGAUGAAACAGUGUAAAAAUUCGAAAUUAAUGAAAAAAUCAUUUAAAGAUCCUAAAUUCAUAGAUGUAUGGUUUGUGAUGGUUAUAAUGUGGAUAAAUAAUGUUAUUAAAAGUUGGGAUACCAAACCUGACCCAGAUACGAUUUACCAAAUUGAUCUUGCAAAUGGAGUAAUGAAUAUCCAUCCAACACAACAUGAUGUUGAAAGCAUUAUUCCAUCUCAUUUCAAAGAAUGGAGAAGACAAUUCUCUGAGGAAGGUUACCUCAAUAAACCUGAGGGAAAAGAAGAAAAGUGGGCUAAUCUUGAAGAACUUUCUCUCAAAGAUGAAUCUGCUUCAAAGGAAGCUGCUGCAAAAGAAACUUCUAAAAAGGACUCUCUCAAGAAAGAGUCUUCUAAGAAAGAGCUUCAAAAGAAAAAGUUUCCUUCUAAGGAGUGUUUAAAAGUAGAAUCUAUUGGAGAAUCGGAUGAAAAUACUGAAUCCAUUGAGUCUUCUAAGAACCAGUGUCAAGGAUUAACAAAAGCAGGUCAGAAAUGUAAAAACAGAGUUAAAAAAGAAAACAAGUACUGUUGGAGACAUGACCUGGAAAGGUCACUCACUCCACAUAAGGCAUUCACUAGUCCAACACCACCCCCAAGUAUUAUGUGUACUUGA
This is a messenger RNA of Lizanozyma spartinae, 1728 nucleotides long. RefSeq names its product decapping endonuclease targeting mRNA. The record is from RefSeq and is a predicted model, not a curated record. Lineage: Eukaryota; Fungi; Ascomycota; Pichiomycetes; Serinales; Debaryomycetaceae. Gene Ontology annotation, cellular component: cytosol; nucleus. Gene Ontology annotation, molecular function: mRNA 5'-diphosphatase activity. The transcript has a single exon. The coding region runs from base 1 to 1728 and encodes 575 amino acids. Gene Ontology annotation, biological process: nuclear-transcribed mRNA catabolic process; NAD-cap decapping.